Messenger RNA from Manis javanica (Malayan pangolin), 7305 nucleotides. RefSeq names its product HHIP like 1 (gene HHIPL1). The record is from RefSeq and is a predicted model, not a curated record. Lineage: Eukaryota; Metazoa; Chordata; Mammalia; Pholidota; Manidae. Gene Ontology annotation, cellular component: membrane.
CCGGGGCGGGGCGGGGCGGCGGCGGCAUGGCGGGCCGGCGGCCGGGGCCCGGGGCGCUGCUGGCGCUGCUGGCAGCGCAGGCGCUCGGGGCGGCGGCGCACCCGCAGUGCCUGGACUUCAGGCCACCCUUCCGGCCGCCACAGCCGCUGCGCUUCUGCGCGCAGUACUCGGCCUUCGGCUGCUGCGCGCCCGAGCAGGACGCGGCGCUGGCCCGUCGCUUCGGGGCCCUGGCGGCGCGCGUGGACGCCGCCGAGUGGGCCUCGUGCGCCGGCUACGCGCUCGAUCUGCUGUGCCAGGAAUGCUCACCGUACGCGGCCCACCUCUAUGAUGCCGAGGACCCGUCCACACCGCUGCGGACCGUGCCUGGGCUCUGCGAGGACUACUGCCUGGAUGUGUGGCAGACCUGUCGAGGUCUGUUCCGCCACCUCUCACCUGACCGAGAACUCUGGGCGCUGGAGGGCAACCGUGCCAAGUUCUGUCGCUACCUGUCCCUGGAUGACACGGACUACUGCUUCCCCCGUCUGCUGGUCAACGAGAACCUCAAUUCAAACCUGGGCCGUGUGGUGGCUGACGCCAAGGGCUGCCUGCAGCUGUGCCUGGAGGAGGUGGCCAAUGGGCUGCGCAAUCCCGUGGCCAUGGUGCAUGCCCGGGACGGCACCCACCGCUUCUUCGUUGCUGAGCAGGUGGGGCUGGUGUGGGCCUACUUGCCUGACCGCUCGCGGCUCGAGAAGCCCUUCCUAAACGUCAGCCGGGCCGUGCUCACCUCACCCUGGGAGGGCGACGAGCGGGGCUUCCUGGGCUUGGCCUUCCACCCCAGCUUCCGGCACAAUGGCAAGCUCUACGUCUACUACUCUGUGGGGGUCAGCUUCGAGGAGUGGAUCCGCAUCAGCGAGUUCAGGGUCUCCGAGGACGACAUGAACACCGUGGACCACGCCUCUGAGAGGAUAAUCCUGGAGAUUGAAGAACCAGCCUCGAACCACAAUGGGGGCCAGCUGCUCUUUGGGGACGAUGGGUACCUCUACAUCUUUACUGGAGAUGGCGGGAUGGCCGGAGACCCCUUUGGGAAGUUUGGAAAUGCUCAAAACAAGUCGGCGCUGCUGGGCAAGGUGCUGCGCAUCGACGUGGACCGCAACGAGCGCGGCCCGCUCUACCGCAUCCCGCACGACAACCCGUUCGUGGGCGACCCCGCCGCGCGCCCCGAGGUCUACGCCCUGGGGGUGCGCAACAUGUGGCGCUGCUCGUUCGACCGCGGUGACCGGGCCUCGGGCGCGGGCCGCGGGCGCCUCUUCUGCGGCGACGUGGGCCAGAACAAGUUCGAGGAGGUGGACCUGGUGGAGCGCGGCCGCAACUACGGCUGGCGCGCGCGGGAGGGCUUCGAGUGCUACGACCGCAAGCUGUGCGCCAACGCCUCCCUCGAUGACGUUCUGCCGAUUUUCGCCUACCCGCACAAACUGGGCAAGUCGGUUACGGGAGGCUAUGUGUACCGGGGCUGCGAGUACCCCAACCUGAACGGCCUCUACAUUUUCGGGGACUUUAUGAGCGGGCGGCUGAUGUCCCUCCGAGAGAACCCGGAGACAGGCCAAUGGCGGUACAGCGAGAUCUGCAUGGGCCGUGGCCAGACCUGUGCUUUCCCAGGCCUCAUCAACAACUACUAUCCACACAUCAUCUCUUUCGGGGAGGACGAGGCUGGGGAGCUGUACUUCAUGUCAACAGGUGUGCCGAGUGCCACUGCUGCACGUGGGGUCGUCUACAAAGUGACAGACCCCUCCAGACGGGCACCACCAGGCAAGUGUCAGAUCCAGCCCACCCAGGUGAAGGUGAGGAGCCGCCUCAUCCACUUCGUGCCCAAAGAAAGGUUCAUCCGGAGGACGGAGACCCCCCAGCGUUCCACAGCAAUCACACCCACCAAAGCGCCCCGCCGCAGCCGCCCCACAGCUGCUCCGCCCACGCCCACUCUGCGUCCAGCACGGCCUACCCGGCGGCCCAGGGGCCGGAGAGUUGGGGGGCGGCGGCGGGAGCGGCCUGGCACAGCGCACCCGGUGCCCUCCAACGGCGCGGUGCGCCUGGUGCGGCCCGCGGGCCUGAGCCCUGGUCGUGGGCGCGUGGAGGUAUUCGUGGGCGGACAUUGGGGCACUGUGUGCGACGACGCCUGGGACAUCAAGGCCGCAGCCGUCGUGUGCCGCCAGCUGGGCUUUGCGUACGCCGUGCGCGCUGUCAAGCACGCCGAAUUCGGCCAGGGCCUUGCGCUGCCCAUCCUGCUGGACGACGUGCGCUGUGCGGGUGCCGAGCGCAGCCUGCUGGAGUGCACGCACGCUGGCGUGGGCACACACAACUGCGGGCACCAGGAAGACGCGGGCGUCGUGUGCAGCCAUGAGGACCCUGACCUAUAGAUCAGUGUCAUUUGUGCUGCCAGGCCACCCGCUGUCCUGCUGGAGCCGGGCAGGGCCUCUCCACCCUGUGCCACCUGUUGUGUGCACAUGAGUCUGAGGGUGUCCAGCAGUGGGUGUGGUGAAGGAGGUGGCCCAUCUGUAAUGCUGUCCCAUGCCAGGUGUGUGCUGUGCACUUGUGUUCUCUGUGUCCCAUCCGCAUGUUUUCUGCACACUGGAAGCCACAGCAUGUGCUGGGGUUCACAUUGCUCAUGGGGUUGUGUGGACACAGGCCCAGGUGUUCUGUUCUUACCUCCAAGCAUCUCAAGCAGCAGCAGGAACACAGUCUGGUCAUGGAACCCUGAAUACUGGGGGCUGCCAUCCUUCAAGGGCAGACACAGCCCCUGGCUGCAUCAACAGAGGCACAGCCAGCAGACUGAGGGAGGGGACCAGGCCUGCCCUGCCCAUGGCUGAAGUGGAAGGCCUCAGAAGAGAGCAUGAAGGUGGCUGGACAGUCAAAGGUGCUGAAGAGAGUGGGAAGAUGUCCAGUGGGGUGAAGGGCAACUGUCAGACCAGUGGGUUCAGGGUGACCUGUGGGCUGUGCUGCCUGAGCAAGGGCCAAGUUGUCUACGAGGAAGCACGCACCUGGGAGAACUGGCUGGGGCAGAGAGACAGGGUGACCUCUAGGAGAAGCCUGCUGGCUAUCCUGGACCUCAUCAUCAGGCCCUCCUGGGUGCUCAGGGGAUGGUCCUGGCUCUCCCCUGCUCCCCAGGGAGAAGCCAUCACACUGACUGGGCAGCUGUCCAGCCAGCCAUUCCAAGUACCACGGCCCCCAGUGAGCGAGUGGACUUUGGGCUGCUCCACGUUCCACGCUGUAUCAGGAACACUGGGGACCUCUCUGUCAUGUGCCUCCCGCCCUUGCUCAGUGAGACCCCAGGGACCCUCUGAUUCCUCCAGCACCACCCAGGGUGUAACCAGGCUGAGGGUCCAGCGAGACUACUGAUGUGCUGUCACCCAGGGCUGUGCCAACAACCGACUGUUUACAACCCCCUUCCUGCCUCUUCUGUGUGACGGCCCUCCUGGGAGCUGGGGUGGGGGCCUCUGGGGAGGGGCUACGCCUACAGCCUCCCUCCUGCUCCCAGGUGGAAGCUCCUUUGCCCACUAAGGACCUCAGCCCUGGCUUCCUGGGCUGUCAAGGGACGUCAAGCACAGCUGGGCUCAGCUUCUGAUGGGGGACUGGGAGGUAAGCAGAUGGUCACCUGGCAUCAAGGACAGGACACAGCCCAUGUCAGUGGUGCUGGGAGGGCUCUGGGCGGGCCAUCCCAACCCAAGCUGUGCGUUGUUCUGAGAGUUGAACUGACGCAAGGGGCAGUGUGCCCACCAAGGGACAUGGUGAAGGAAGGCCUGUUGGAGCCUCCCAGCUGCCCCCUGAGGGUGAAUGUGGAGCCCAGGCCUGCAGACGAAGCCUCAGGGUUGCCCUCUCGGACUCCUCACGCCUCUGCCCUGAGCGAGGUUGGUGAGGGCGCUGAGCCCUUGCAGUUCGUCUGGCCUGUUGAGCCCCACGUGGAAAUGAUUAACACUGCCAUGGAGUGCGGCCUGUGCUCUGGGUGCUGUUGUCAGAGCAGGGCAGUGAGUGUGGACUCAUUCAGUCCUCAGAACAGCCCUCUUCUCCUCUUUUACACAUGGGGAAACCGAGUGCACAGAGGUUAAAUAUCUUAGCUGAGGGCCCCUGGCUAGGGAGAGGGGAGGCCAAGAGAGAACGCGCACAGUCCAGCUCUCCUGCUUGCACUCCCUGGCCCCAGGGCUCCUGCCUGCUGUGGCCUGCCAGCCAGGCUGGGCAGCCACUGAGGGAGACCCUUGUGAGCCUCUCCUGCCAGUGGGUGACCAGGCAACUUCCCAGGAGGCAGGGAAAUUCUGAACAGUUCCUCACUGUGCAGGUUGAGAGAUGGGCUCACAAGGCCAAGCAUCUGGCCUGUUGCCAGAUGGGGCCAAGCUGAGACUAGAGCCCAAGGUGGGUGGCCCUCAGAGCAGGGCAGCACCAUGGCCCUGCCCAGCAAGGGGACGAGCUGUUGGUUUCUCUGGGCCCAUAUUAGGGGGGAUGGGUUGCAGUAGCUUCUGCCCCCUCUUCCUGGGGCUCCUUCCCUGCCCUUCUGUGCUCCACUCCUCAUUUUAAGGCCCGGAGGCCAUGAUGCGAUGAAGCGUGGCCUGGGAAGUGGGGUGGAAGUGAUAGGGACCAUCUCCCACUGCACCUCAGCACCCACAGUCUGGGCCAGCACCUGGGGCCUCUGGUACCUGCCCCCAGGUGGUGGAGUGGGCCAGUCUCAGCUGGUCCCUGAGCAUCCCUGUUUGUUGUGGCAGUUGGGAGAGGUCCCAGGCCCCUCCACUGCUCCGAGCAGGGCUGGCCUUGGCUCUGCCUCCCUCUCCAGCCCCCUGACUCACCACCCCUCAGGCUCCAAAUAUGGCUUGGGCUGCAGCCUAACUCCUGAGAAGCAGGUCGAUGCAGACUCACUGCUCUUUGAGUAGUAAAAAUAAGAGUGGAUAGCUGACAUUUGCUGAGCACUUCUGUGGUUGGCACUGUUCAAAAGGUUUUGUUUUUGUUCACUCAUUUAAUCAUUAACUUUAUGACAGUGAUGGUCUAGUCACCCUCCAUUUUAUAGACAAGGAAGCCAAGGCCCAGGGAGGCUUAGUUACUUGCUAAAUGUCACACAGUCAAUAUUUGCAACCAGUCAAUAUUUGCAAUCUGGCUGUGGAACCCAAGCUGUAUAGGCUGUCACACUGCUGCCUAAACAUCAUUCAAUUUGGUGUCCCCUCCAUGGGGCCCCAUCAUUGUUCAGAUGAGGACACAAGCCCAGGGAAGGCAGAGACAGGGUAGACUCCCUGUCCAGUGCUCUGCUGCAUGGAGCUGGCUGCCAAAGGAGCAUGCACAAGUCUGCCUUCGAGUCCUCCAGGGUCUCUGGGGAUGUGGACUGGCCUAAGCUAAGGCUCCCUCUGCCUCCUCCCAUCCUCUGCCCUCACCCACUCUAAUCUAGCCUCUAGUCAGCAGCUAGUGUGAUCUCAGAACUUGAUCGGGAGGUGCUGCCUCUGUCCAGCACCAUACAGUUCGCUUCUAGAGCCUUGCAACCUAAUGCUGCAGAGAUGUCCCAGGUGUGGCCCAGCAUCCAGGCCUGCACCUGUGUCAGCCUCAGGUAGUAACAGUCUGGGUCCCUGACUGGGCCGCAAUCAUUCCCUGUUCACCUGCAUCCCUCUGACAAGCCCCAGCGAGGCCACAACCCUGGGUGACCACUUUUUUCCUCUGUCCCUGGCAGCUCUGAAAACUGCAGUCAGUGGCUGAAGGCACACAAGCUAGUGGGCAACCUCCAGCUCCCCAGGGUAUCCCUGAGUUUACAGCUUGCAAAUGCUUGACUGGGUGUCUAGAGACUGGGGUUCCAGAUUGGCUGUGUGACCUUGGGGAGGUCACUUAACCUCUCUGAGCCUUACUGGAAAAUAGAGGUAGUCAGUAGAAUUAUUGGGGUAAAAAUGAGGUAACAUUUACAAACACAUCCAGCUGAUUCCAGGUUCCUUCCUGGACAGAAACUUGGUGUCCAUGUUGGCAGCUGCCAACUGCACAAGACAGGGUGGGGAGGGGCAUGGCAUAUGGAGGGGGCAAUAUGAGAAUGAUCUGGGGGAAAAGUUUUCGAAACGAGAGGAAGAUGAGCCGCUUUACACUAACAAGUAGAACUCAAGUGUUGUGGGGGUCAUUUGUCCUCUCAGCCAUCCCCUCCUCUCUCCCUACCCUGCCCCAUCCCUGCUAAGAACUAGCAUAUAUAUAUGAACACUUAGUGUACAUGCUAGGUGCCUCAGGUGGGCCGAGGCACCCUUGACAUUCCCAUCCCUGUUUUCCUGGUGAGGGGACAGAUCCCAAAGAAGCCUAUGUAAUUGUUCUUGGUUCCCACGUUCAGAGGGAAGGUGUCUGAACCACUCAAGUCAGGGCAGCCACUUCAGAGGCCCUCUUCUGCUUGCAUAUCCUGUCUGCAUUUCCCUGGUGGAAAGCUUACCUGGUUGUGCAUUGUGGAAUUCCCCCGUUCUUGUCUUAUGAAAGGAAAGAAUUCAGACUAGAACAGAUAGAAAGUUAAAGCCGCAAAGAGUGUUUUAUUUAGUAAAGCAAAAGGCCGGUAAGCUCCAAAGACAGAGGAGCAUACUGACCCUGAGGGUGGGGAGCAGCCUGCCAGGUUUUACACUGUGUAUUUUUAUGGGAGUUUAUUUGGUUUCCUCCCUCGCAUCUUGUUGUUCUCACACCACCCUUUGGAUCCGCCUUGGUUUCUCCCCUUCAGCCUCUUUGCACAAGUUUGCAUUAAUCAUUUUUCCCAUAAGCGCCUAAGUGAAAUCCAUCCUGGGGCCAAAACCGCAAUUAAAUGAUAUUACAAUGAUAUUAUAAAGGCCUCAGGGUUAUUAGCGGACAAAGUUGUCCUUAAGAGCGUGUGCUCCAAAACUGGGGAAUUCCUGGGGGUCCGCAUCUUACCGGUUUGUGCUGAAAUGCAAGGGAGGUUGGUCCAAGGGAGGCAGGAGGGUCUCUGGGUGGUCUGUGCCCUCCUUUCUCCCCUCCUGCUCAUGUCUAACUGCCUACUCUAACACAACCACUUCCUAUAUGGCAUUGUCUACACCAGUGGUUCUCAAACUUGAGCAGAAUCACUUGCAGAACUGGUUAAAACUCAAGUUGCUGGGGUCCUUUCAGAGUUGUUGACUCAGUAGGUUUUGGUGGGGCUGGGAAUUUGCAUUGUGACAUGAGGCAAUGCUCAUGUUGCUGGCCUAGGGGACACACUUCGAGAAACAUUGUCUAUAUUAGUGCUGCCCGAUAGAAAUAUAUAUGAGCUUUAUUGGUAAUUUUAAGUUUUCUCAUAGCCCUGUUAAAAAGUAAAAAGAAAUGUGUAAAAUAAAUUUUAAUAUAUUUUAUUUAACCUAA